GUUCUCCUUUGGCUUUGCCGGGCGAUUUUUUUUUUCGUUCGUUCAGCGGCUGUCGCCCCAUAGCUUAACAUAUGCCGCUCUGAGCACGUGCGCGCGGUCAUCACCUGUUCCGUCGGUCGGUCGGUGAAAUCCAAAUCGCCGUUCGAUCUGGAUUUGCCCACCUCUGUUAAUACCCGUGUUUAUCGUUGUUCAUUAAUUAAUUACCCCAGUCACUAUACUGCUAUCUUUACACGCUACCUAAAUGCUCUGCAAAAGGCGCAAAAGGUGGCCCCGGCCAGUCGAUCGGACAGGCAAGCGCCAUCCACGCUGUCCAUGCGUUUGAACCAUGUGGACGACGAGGUAUAGGUAAUAAACUAUGGCACGAAGAUGGGGAAACCAGCCAGCCAUCAAAUCAGUAUACACGCACGUUGGCCUGGCCCCGACCAAGUACCACUACUAUCCCCACAACCAGCACAUCUACUUCCUGCCGGAGUGUGCGAUACAGCAGGUCUGCAAUGCCGUCUACGUCCGACUGAAUUACACUCAACCCCUGUGCGCCUGUCCCCCUCGCUAUCGAGACCCUUGCUCUGCUAGCCUGAACGAGGACGAUAACCACACGAUCAAGCUUGUCGGAAACGCUCAGCGAAAGGCCAUCACGCUGGCCAAGACCUGCGAGAACACUAGUGAACUGCGCGAGUGCCGCGCCCCCAAGGAUUGGUCUAUCUUAGCACUACAGAACUCUCGAACCGGAAAGUCGCAUUACUUGGUGAUUUGCAAGUGUCCUCCCCACUUCCGGCUAGAGGGUCCACUGGCUCACGAUCAACCGACGUACGCCGGUCUACCGGGAAUCAACGUGUACGGUAUGCUGUGCGUCCCACCGGAACCACCGGUUUCCAAACCGGCCAAAACACCCAGUUCUUCGUCCAUCUACAACAAGUGGAAGGUUCGGCCCUCGUCACCGGCCCCGUCCUACCGGUCGUUUCAGAACGCCAGCUCGGUGACGGAUUCAAACGACUACUAACCGAGUAGAAAUGCCACCAACAAAAUCAACUCCACUUUAACAUUAAUGUUCCAUAAACGUUCAUUAUUAGAGCAAUUAGCGAGAAAUUCCAUCAUUUCCAUCUAUGUAUAACUGAGCUAGCUUCAAUUUCGACAGUCAAAUCGAUCAGUCUGCGCUAAUAGUAUUUAUAUUUUUGUAUUUAUUAAACGAGAUGUUAAUUUUUUUUGUAAAUGAAGGCAACGGGCUUUCUGUUGAAAUUUGUUAUAUUGUCGGAAAAAAACGGAGAUAAAGUUGGGUGUAAGACUGCCACUAGAAGAUGACAUGUAGGUCAUCUAGUUUUACGCGACGAUAACCUUGGAAAAUGCUACAAAUGUUGCAAAUAUUUUGUACUGCUUUCCAGCAAAAAAAAGAAACACUAUUAUCACAUUUUAAAAGCAAGAUCUUAAUUAGUCAUCUUCUUGUAGUACAUGCACAGCGUGACUGCGAGACGACCUACAGUCGCUUCUCUCUCAUCACCGCACUGCAAGAAGCGCGAGAUGAUGAUUAAUUAACAGAAAAAUCUUUUUUAAAACCCCCUUUGUUAUUAGAUUUAGGAGGAAAAGAUAUCCUAUAAAAGCACGAACGCUGCAAGAAGACGACAAAAAAAAGCUGCACCCUAAUAAACAUAAUUGUUCGCAUCUUCUUUCCAUUUCCACCGGCAGCCACUGGCAUACGUUCAAGUAGGCCUUGCCCGAACACGCCCAGACAUACACGUGCGUGUAUUCACGCGCAUUGUGUUCCUGCCAUUUUCCCAUUGUUCUCUUGUCGGCAAUCGCCACGCCAUCUAUGUGGGAUCAUAGAUAAACGCAGCUGUCAAUGAAAGUAAACCGCACACGUGCUACCGAAGCGUCCAUCCCUUUUCCGGUGAACAAUUUCAACUCACUUUCAGGAAAAUAAUUGUGAACCCGCCGUCGCGUGGAAGUGGAAAGAAAACUUUAAGCAACAAGAAACUGGAAACAAUGAAAACGAGCAUCACUUACGCACGUAUACCCAGCACUGUAAGCCAAUUAUUACGUUAUUAUUGAAGGGCAAGAGUUUAAAUUCGUUUCAAAUUAUCUCCGCUAUAUUAAUAAUAGUCGUACAGUAAAAGAAAAAGAAAUGAGAGCUGAAGUCGAGACGUGAAUCGUAACAUUACCCAGAAAUAUGGAGAAAAAAGAAAGUGUCGAUGCAGAUGCGGUUUGUCGCCGGGGAGCUUGCUUCUAAUUAGUGCCACCAGAGUGCAACACUGAGCAUUAAAUUACACUAGUUUAAGACAUAUCAAAAACAAACAACAAAACUAACCAAAUUAACAAACAGCUGGAUGUACUCAAACUCAGAAUCAACGGCACAAUUUUCCCCCGCUUAGGACAAGCUUAACCUCAAUCUACGACGCACACUGAAAACGAUACGAGCAUAAUUGGACUUUUUGUUGUGUUUGAGUUCCAAAAAACCUAUUGUGAAUGUGAACUGCCGCGUGCUGCAGAAACAAAAACUUCCGCCGUGCAAAAUGAACCGCGGAAAGCGGAAUGGAUGAAAAUUUAGUGAUUUACUUUUUCCCGUCUCGACGAUUAAUUAGUUUUGCAUGGAAACUGUGCAGUGCAGCUUGCCAGCGAGUGAAGCAGCCUAUUAAAAAGAGAGUAACCUCUAUUGUACAUAUAGUCAUUUCCUAUUCGAUCUUCUCACGUCACUCACUUUUUUUUCUGUCUUGCUCUCAAUAUCAAUACACAUAACAUACGAAACGAAAUUAACGAUUAAUUGAAAGCGCAUUGUUUAGCUUUGUUCAAAACAAUUGUAUUUUUAACUUUUAAAAUAAUUAUUAGUAACGAUAUCUACCGAAUACUCCCGUAGAGCACAAUUAUGAUAAUCCUAUAAUAAUAAUGAUUAAUAAUGACAACCACGGUAAAAACAAAUCGAAUUAAAUGGAUAAAUAUGAUUACAGUGGUACAGCAUUAACAAUCAACAAGUGUAGUGCGAAAUGCAGAGACAGAAGAGAAAACAAUAAAGUAAAAAAA
Sabethes cyaneus is the source of this 3009-nucleotide messenger RNA. RefSeq lists its product as uncharacterized. The coding region runs from base 356 to 1000 and encodes 214 amino acids. NCBI's taxonomy places the organism in Eukaryota, Metazoa, Arthropoda, Insecta, Diptera, Culicidae. The transcript has 5 exons. The record is from RefSeq and is a predicted model, not a curated record.